Molecule: messenger RNA, 1368 nt
Organism: Sparassis crispa
Lineage: Eukaryota; Fungi; Basidiomycota; Agaricomycetes; Polyporales; Sparassidaceae
Exons: 2
Coding region: 1-1368 (455 amino acids)
Source: RefSeq, a predicted model, not a curated record
AUGGACCCGACACAGAUCAUCAAACAAGCAAAUGAAAGGAUUCGAGGGCUCGAAGAGACGACAAAGAUUCAAGAACAGCGAAUCAAAGAACUUGAGGUCGACACGAAAAGACUUGAAUCCAAUCUUCACCGAGCCCAAGAAACCGAACGGUCACUUUCUUGGGAGCGCAGCAAGAUAAUCGUACAGCGGGAUGACUUGGCAGUGCAGCUCGAUCUGGCAGUCAAGCAGUGGACAGAGAAAGACUGCCACAUCCAAGGCCUUGAACAACAGAUGUCUUACCUACAGCGGUCUAUCUCCUACAUGCAAGCUCAAUCGAGUGAUGGCGCUAAUGCCCAAAACGCGAUCCGCCAGCUGGUGAGCCAGCUCGAGAAAGCAAAGCUUAUAGAGCAUCCGCUUCAAGCUGAUGCCAGAUGGAGUGAAGAGGACCUGGACUCGCUUAUGAAAAAUAUUCAAGGCAUGGAGGACAAAAGCCAAGCCGAUCAGGCCCAGCUCAAAAACGCGAAAGAGAAACAGGCAAAAGCAGAGCUACAGCUCGUCACCGAGCGCACGCAGUCCCAGAAAAGAGUCGACAAAAUCGAGGAAGCCGAGGCAAUGCUCGAAGAAAAGGAGGCACUGGAGCAAGAGCUGCAGCAAAGAAUAAAAUCUGAAGAUGACCUGCGGAAGCAACUGGAGGAUUCAGCCGAUCAGUUGGAAAUUUCCAGUAGCUAUUGGCGUUCUCAAGACCGGGAGCUACAGAAGAGACUCGACAGCGUGAUUCAAGAGGUCAAAAAGCACCGCCAAGGAGUAUAUGUGGAGCAGCUGAAGGACCAGCUCCAAGAGAGCAAUCAGAACAUCGGUUACAUCAAGAGACAUCGGGCCUGGCUAACAGAAACACUACACGAGCGAGAUGCGACAAUUGAAGAACUAGAAUCGACAAUUGCAGACUUCGAAGCGAGCGAGGGGAAGUACGAGGAGCACGUCCAGUUACUGCAGCAGCGAAUCAAGGCAACCCGUCAUAUCGACCUUGCUGAGCUCAGAAAGGGCAGCCUCGACCGCGUCCUGACUCUGUUCGACGAGGUUUCAGGCAUGCUAAGCGCUAUCGACUCAGAAGACCAAUCGCAUCUCGAUGACGCGAUCGAGUCUAUUCAAAGCUUUUUGCAGGGAGCUAUGGUCGAGGCAAGAUCGAUUUUGGAGCGCGCAGGGAGCAUUGCAACAAGACUGUGCUCGCACGCUGAAAAGAUGACGCUCAUCGUGAGCAAGGUCAAAUCGCAACAAGAAAUUAAAGCUGCUUUGGCAGGGCUCGAAAUAUCGAAGGAAGUAUUCCAAAGGAUGGUGGACCAAAUAUUUCCAGCAGGCGCAGGGGCUGUGGGAUCAGAGGAGACGCGCUAA